Panicum virgatum (switchgrass) is the source of this 2296-nucleotide messenger RNA. RefSeq lists its product as uncharacterized. Bases 472 to 2031 code for a protein of 519 amino acids. The transcript is spliced from 6 exons. NCBI's taxonomy places the organism in Eukaryota, Viridiplantae, Streptophyta, Magnoliopsida, Poales, Poaceae. The record is from RefSeq and is a predicted model, not a curated record. Gene Ontology annotation, biological process: regulation of asymmetric cell division.
AUGGCGUUUAUUUAAGUCCCCACCCUCCGCUCCGGGAAAUUCUUGUUCUGCGGAAUUUUUUGGGUUCUCGGGCUCCGCCGCGAUCCCAUCCUCGCCUCGCCGGCCCCCGCUGCUCCCGGCGGUUCUCCCGGAGCUUCCUUUCCGGCCGACGCAGCAGAGAAGUGAAAAAGAAUUGCGGCGGCGUCUUCCCGCACAAAGGAAAUAAUCAGCAUAUUUAUCAGAGGAAGCUGCUGAGGCAUGGCUAGGACUUAAAGAUACUGUAUGUGCAGAUCAUGAAGAUAGGGUUGCAUUCUGAUUUCUGAGAUUCUUGAUGGUAACCUGGUUUGGGCUGUGGUGAAGGCUGAUUAUGCCUUCAAAGAUGAUGAAAGGCCUUACAAAAGUCAUAUUUUUCAAGAGCUUCCAUUCGAUGGCAAUCCUAAAUUAGACUCCGAGUUUGAAAGACAAAGUAAGCACAGUUUUUUGGCGGAUAAAAUGGUUGAACAAACCAAUCAAUCUGAACAUAGUUUUGUGAAAGGUGAGCAUCAGAAUGGAGGUAGAACCGGACAGACAUGCAUUGAGGAUUACUCGUAUGACAAGGAUGUUGUAGAGAUCAAACUGCCAGACACAGUUCUUUCUUCUGAUUACGGUCGCCAUUUUGUCAAGGAUGUCUGCAUUGAUGAAGGAGUUUUUCCUGAUAAAAAGACUUCAACUGAAAAACUAGUAGAUCAAAAGGUUUCAAUAAACUUUGAUUCCUCGGAAGAUACCAACAGUGACCUAGGGGAAGAGAUAAGAGCUGAGUCUACGAAAACUGCACUUGAAUUAAAAUCACAAAUAGUUAUUCUACCAGCCAUGUGUGCUACUGAUGGCAAUACUGGGGAACAGAACUCCUUAUGCAAAGAGCGUAAUCUUGAAGACAACAAUACUGCAACUAUCUCUACUGAUUCAAAUGAGGAGAAACCAAAUACCAAACAAUCACUACAUGAAGGUGCACAAGGUUGCCAGCAGGUUGGCAGUGUCAUUUCCAAGGGCAAUGAAAAUCUUGAGCCCUUUUUCAAUGGAGAAGCAGCACGUCAGGUUUCAUCGAAUGAUUGUCAUGAAACUGGAAUUGGUAUUGCAUCAGAGACCAGUAACAUUAUUCAGAGUGAUUUAACAGUAGAAUCAGCUGCUGCUGAUUUCUCAGUGGCGAUACCUGAAGAAGUUGUUGUCAGUGCUGCAUUGGAUAAGGGAGGAUCCAACCAAGUUAAUCACUAUAACCCUUUUAUUGCCUAUGGAUCAUUAGACGAGACAUGGGAACCUAAUUACUCUCUCCCUACUAUUGUGGAUGCUGCUUCUAUAGCACCCAUCUGUCCUGUUGAAAAGACAGAUAGUUUUAGCGAUCUUGUCAACAGAGCACUGGAAGGAUUUGAUCCUAUUGAAAUAGAUGAAGCCAUAAUUGAAGAGAAUAGGUCAGAUUCUGUUGAAGCAUGUUCAAGUACACUGGAUGUCCAAGAAUCUGAACAAUGUAAUGAUCAGAGAGGAAGUCACGCUGAUGUGAAAAUUGAUGCGGCGCAUGAAACAGGUAUAGCUACAUCUUUGUCUACCAGCAAUGGACAGCCUAGUGAUGUCAAAAGUGAGAGCGGUAAAAAUAUUGAGAUUAAUAGUUCCCAGGAUAAAAAUGAUUUUAACCCUAGAGAUGUGGAGGUUGGCACAAAAAGAAGUAAGGACGUCACGGAUGAUAAGAAUUCACCUCCUGUGCAAAGAGAACCUGUUGUUCAACAAAAUGGACCAGACAGUGCAAAAGUGACUGCGCAAACUGUUAUCCGCAAUCCCUUUGAAUCCAGCUUCUCUGGUCCUAGCAUUACGUCAGGUCCACUAACACCUUCUGGUCACAUACCUUAUUCUGGCAACAUUUCUCUUCGAUCAGAAAGUAGCACAACAAGUACUCGGUCCUUUGCAUUUCCAGUGCUACAGAACGAGUGGAACAGCAGCCCCGUGAAGAUGGCAAAGGCCGACCGCAGGCGUCUGAGGGAAGACCGAGGCUGGGGUUACAGAAUCCUUUGCUGUAAAUUCUGAAUGUGCUUGCCCCUGCAUUCUUUUUGCCUGUUGAGUUGAGACCCUAGUGUCACGCUUGAGCCCAGCCCUUGGUAGUCCAUGUUAAAUUCAUUCAAAUAUUUCUCUUCUUUUUCCCUCAUCUUGCUGUCUGUCCCCCCAUGCCCUGCUGUUCUUAUUUAUCCCUAGCAGGCUAAUGGCUUGUCGGAUUCGGUAGUGGCUUGUAAUUUACGACACUAUGAUGAGUGAGGAAUGAAGGUAUAGCUUUGAUAUAGCAUUUGCUGCUACU